AUGGCCAACCCACCCCACGGCGGCGUCCUCAAGGACCUCAUUGCGCGCGAUGCUCCGCGACACGACGAGCUCUCUGCUGAAGCCGAGACUCUGCCCGCCGUCGUCCUGACCGAGCGCCAGCUUUGCGAUCUCGAGCUGAUCCUGAACGGUGGAUUCUCUCCUCUCGAAGGUUUCAUGAACGAGGCCGACUACAAUGGAGUCGUCAAGGAGAACCGACUUGCGAGCGGCGUCCUCUUCUCCAUGCCAAUUACUCUAGACCUCUCGCAACAGACGAUCGAUGAGGCAGGCAUCAAGCCCGGGCAGCGCAUCACCCUCCGUGACCUGCGUGACGACCGCAACCUGGCCAUCCUCACCGUUGACGAUGUGUACCGGCCCGACAAGGAGCUCGAGGCUAAGGAAGUCUUCGGCGGUGACGAGGAGCACCCGGCCGUUGCCUACCUCUUCAAGACGGCCGCGGAAUUCUACGUCGGUGGCAAGAUUGAGGCCAUCAACCGCCUGCAGCACUAUGAUUUCGUUGACUUGCGCUACACCCCGGCCGAGAUCCGGCUGCACUUUGACAAGCUCGGCUGGACCAAGGUUGUCGCCUUCCAGACCAGAAACCCGAUGCACCGUGCUCACCGUGAACUGACUGUCCGCGCCGCUCGCUCGCAUCAUGCCAACGUGCUGAUCCACCCUGUCGUCGGUCUGACCAAGCCCGGCGACAUUGACCACUUCACCAGAGUCCGUGUCUACAAGGCGCUCCUGCCCAGAUACCCCAACGGCAUGGCCGUCCUGGGUCUCCUGCCGCUGGCCAUGAGAAUGGGCGGCCCCCGUGAGGCCAUCUGGCACGCCAUCAUUCGCAAGAACCAUGGUGCCACUCACUUCAUUGUUGGCCGUGACCACGCCGGUCCCGGCAAGAACAGCAAGGGUGUCGACUUCUACGGCCCUUAUGAUGCCCAGUACGCGGUUGAGAAAUACCGCGACGAGCUCGGCAUCGAGGUCGUGCCCUUCCAGAUGAUGACCUACCUUCCCGACAGCGACGAAUACGCCCCUGUCGACACCAUCCCCAAGGGUGUUCGCACCGCCAACAUCUCGGGCACUGAGCUGCGUGCAAGACUCCGAAGCGGCCGCGAGAUCCCCGAAUGGUUCUCGUACCCCGAGGUUGUGAAGGUUCUCCGCGAGUCGCACCCGCCGCGGUCGGCCCAAGGUUUCACCGUCUUCUUGACCGGCUACCAGAACAGCGGUAAGGACGCUAUUGCGCGUGCCCUGCAAGUGACGCUCAACCAGCAGGGCGGCCGUUCCGUCACGCUCCUGCUCGGCGAGACUGUCCGGUCCGAGCUGUCCUCGGAGCUGGGUUUCAGCCGGGAGGACCGCAGCAAGAACAUUGGCCGCAUCGCCUUUGUUGCUGGCGAGUUGACCCGCUCAGGCAGUGCUGUCAUCGCCGCCCCCAUUGCCCCCUACGAUGCCGACCGCAAGAGCGCCAAGGAGCUCGUCGAGAAGUUCGGUGACUUCUACCUCAUCCACGUUGCCACCUCGCUGGAGUACAGCGAGAAGACCGACAAGAGGGGUGUCUACAAGCGGGCCCGCGACGGACAGAUCAAGGGCUUCACGGGUGUCGAUGACCCCUACGAGGCUCCUGCCAACGCCGACUUGGUCGUCGAUGCCGAGAAGCAGUCCGUGCGUGCUAUCGUCCACCAGAUCGUUUUGCUGCUGGAGAGCCGCGGACUGUUGGACCGCCUAUAG
This is a messenger RNA of Neoarthrinium moseri, 1722 nucleotides long. RefSeq lists its product as uncharacterized. The record is from RefSeq and is a predicted model, not a curated record. Bases 1 to 1722 code for a protein of 573 amino acids. Gene Ontology annotation, biological process: sulfur amino acid metabolic process. The transcript is spliced from 5 exons. Lineage: Eukaryota; Fungi; Ascomycota; Sordariomycetes; Amphisphaeriales; Apiosporaceae. Gene Ontology annotation, molecular function: ATP binding; sulfate adenylyltransferase (ATP) activity; adenylylsulfate kinase activity. Gene Ontology annotation, cellular component: cytoplasm.